UUUUUACAACACGCUCGAUUUUUUUUCAAAGUCAGAUGACACAGAAGUCCCUAGUCGUGCCAACUCGCGUGUGAUUCCGCUACGGGUCACGUAGGUGUGCUUUGUUCUCGAGAAGCCUCGACCGAGCCAGUUCUCGUACACAGGUUUUAUGUGAGAAUCUGGUGUUCUAAAAGAGAGAUAGAUAGAUAGAUAGAUAGAUAGAUAGAGAGAGAGAGAGAGAGAGAGAGAGAGAAAGAGAAAGAGAGAAAGAAAAAGAGGAUGAAUAGUUCGAUCGACCUCGAUUGGCUCGUUUCUCUUUGAUCUGGGACGUUCUAAUAUCUCCUUUGAGAUUAGUUGGACGAAUUAGAAGUCCGAGAAAUUAUUUUCUUUUGAAAAAGAGAAAGAGAGAGAGAGAGAGAGACGUCGAUUUUUGUAUGGGUGUGCACGAGACCAACAAGGGUCGUACCAAUGUCUCCAAGAAGAUGUCGAGGGAUCGUUCAGGCUCGGAUUAUUCGGAAAAUAUGAGCGAUGUAACAACGUGUAGCUGCAUGGCGAGCUCUGUCGAGAAAUGUUCCCUACGUGGUUGUGGCAUGUUCCAAGAGCCAUUUUUUUUACAUCCACCCGGAUCGAGACCACGAGAUGGAAUUUAUAUAAAUCCAAUGAGUGCGUAUAUAAACGAACCGCAAAAAUCAAAGGACAUGGAAUCCUUUUAUUUGCAUAGUCCCCACGAUCUCGUAUAUACCAGGAUUACACAUCUAUUCAAUGACGUCGAGAAACCACGAAACGGUGUAUUGGCAUCCACCGAACAACGUCACGUUGAGAGGAAAGACGAGACUCUAACUGUGAAAGUGGACGUACACAUAAACAACGGUAGCUUCGGUAAAACUCAUACAGGGAACGGUCAUACUGGCAGGUCAGAAAUCAUGCGAGAAGCACCAUCAGAACAUGCUUACGAACAAAUUUGUUUGAGGCAAGAAGAAACUAGCAGUGUUGGAUCGUCUUCUAAUAAGAAAGUUAUCGAUAAUGCUUCGGACAGUAGCCGAUCCAGAAAAACCAAUCGACGAUACAGCAGAUCGAGUAGUGCUAGUGAAUCUUCGAAUAUGAGCAGCGAGAUACAUUGUUUUUCAUCAACGACGUCGACUCCAUCGUUGUCGCGUAACAGUAGCAACGAACGAAUCAACAAAACCACGAAGAUCAACGCGGAAGUAUUACAUGAAAGGAAAGAGUCCUCAACGACACAAGUGGAAAGUGAAAAGGAGAUAAGGCCAAGUAAUGGUAGUGGACCUGGUUUCGUCAAGCCCCCACCACCACCACCUCCACCACCACCUGACAGAGACGAUGUCGUAGUAUUAGUUGUGAAUUCAAAGCAAAAUGGUGAAAGCAAUAACGAGAAGAAAGAUUCUGGUGACAAUAGUCAAGAGAACAAAAAUGGAAACGCGACCAACAAGAGCGACGUAUCCUGCGGCGAGCAUCAACAGCCGGAAGUUCCUCCUGCCAGUCCACCCGCGGACGUCGAGGAAAUUAAGACGAGUCAGUCGUCUCACUUGAUAAACAGACAUAUGGUGCUACCGUUCAUACCACCAAAGUUUGCCAACGCGGCUGAUUCGGAUACCCUUUUGAAACCAUCGGAAUAUCUUAAAAGUAUCUGUAAGAACGUCACCAAGAAUACUCUUUCUAAAGCAAGAUCUGUGGACAAUUUGGAUUGUCAGGGAAGGGAUACCGAAGAGGAAGAAGAAGAAGAAGAAGAACGAAAGAACGAGAAACAAAAGGAAUCUCCCCCGGGACCACCACCACCUCCGUUAUCACCGUUACAAAAAUCUCGUGGUAUUCUAAACGCUAAUAGUACUAACGCAACAACUAGUCCUUUGAACGAAUCCGAAAGUCCAAAGUCACCUCAGCAACCAUUAGCAACCAUUAGUAUCCAAGAUCUCACAAGUAUUCAAUUGAGAAGAACUAAUACAAAAAUGAAUGCAACUAAAACGUUCUCCGCUCCGCCACCUCGCAGCGCCUCGAUGACCAAUGUGUCGGAGCCAUUCUUCGUCCAAAAAACAGACCUGAUAGCCGAAUUAAAAAGAACGAAGGAUAUACCAGGUAUCAAGAAACUGAAAGUAGAACGAGCACAGGUUGAAAAGACUCAAGAACAAAACUUAAUAUCGGAAAUAAGCAAGGCUUUCAGCGUGUCGAAUUUUGUUGACCAAAUUCCGGAAAAAGAUAGUUCGGGAAACGUUAUACCUAUAUGGAAGAGACAGAUGUUGGCAAGAAAGGCCGCGGAAAGAGCUAAAAAGGAAUUAGAAGAGCAAAUAGCUAGGGAGAACGAAGAAAGGAGACAGAAAGCGAUACCGCCUUGGAAGAGACAGUUGCUAGCGAAAAAAGACAACGAGGAUAAGAAGAGUAACAACAAUCAUGUUCAGCCGAAUGUGACGACCGUUUCAACCGUAAAAAUAGAUAUUACGACGUCGUCGAAGAGAGACACUUCACCAGCAUCUGGUUGUAACAAUCGAAAGGAGGAACGAAACGAGAACAAUGCGGAUGAGAAAGGAAACGACAUGAGGGAUGACGAUUCCGAUGAUGGACAGAUAAUACCGUGGCGAGCUCAAUUGAGAAAAACGAACAGUAAACUGAAUAUUCUCGAUUAGUUAUUUAGAAUAUUCCCAAUUUGUUAGAACAAGAAAGAACAGAAACAAAAAUAGACGUGACAGCGUCGACUUGAUUCUUUUUAUUAUUACAAAUUGCUUUGUGAUUUCUUUUUCUUUUUUUUUUUUUUUCUUUGUUUAGAAUUAAUAUAAUUUGUGCUCGGUCAAUAACAUAGGGUAAUCUUACCGAUGUCCUUUUUUUUAUCAGGGGUGCUCUCAAAUCUUUCAAGAUCAACAAAGAGUGAUAAUCUUUAAUGAUAUUGUUGGUAAAAUAAGAUCAAAUGUAAAACUUCGUUGUGAAGCAUGGUUAUUAUAAAAAAAAAAAACAUGUUUCAUUGUUGAAACGUAUUCUCAAAAUAUGCUGGGUGAAUGAUCGAAUGAUAGUGUGUUUUGUUAAAUUGAAUAAUUAAAUAGGAAGGUAAUUCUAUAUUUGUAUAGGGAACUCUACUUCAACAAGGUGCACGAUAUGUAUGUAUAUAAGAAUAAAUCAAUUUUGUUUACCUUGUGUAUGUAUGAGUGCGUGUGGGUGAGUGGAGUGGCUGUGUACGUAUGUGUAUAUAUAUAUAUAUAUACACAUAUACAGAGUGGAGCAUUAGUUUCGAUCAUCUUAAAUAUCUCAGAGAUUUUUUUUCAGAGAUAUGGAGAAACGUUGUUUCUGUGAAAAACCGUAAGGAUAUAUAAAGUUUAGUGUUUUUUCAAAUGGAAUCAUAUGUUUCUUAUUGCAUCGGUCGAUGUAACUUGACAUUCUCUAUAAAAAAGUAUCAACCUUCGUAUGUCGAAAAAUUAUUAGUUUAGGAGAUACUUCCCAGUUACGUUCUUAAUACGGAAGAAAAAUCUUUCGAGUUUUUAUCUCUCAACUUCGUAUAUUGGCGACUGUUAAUAUCUUAUUUUAAAUAAACAAAAUAAAAUUUACAUAAAUAUAAUAAAAAUUUA
This is a messenger RNA of Vespula pensylvanica (western yellowjacket), 3545 nucleotides long. RefSeq names its product espin (gene f). The transcript has 13 exons. Gene Ontology annotation, molecular function: actin filament binding. The record is from RefSeq and is a predicted model, not a curated record. Bases 414 to 2615 code for a protein of 733 amino acids. Lineage: Eukaryota; Metazoa; Arthropoda; Insecta; Hymenoptera; Vespidae. Gene Ontology annotation, cellular component: cytoplasm. Gene Ontology annotation, biological process: actin filament bundle assembly.